Seriola aureovittata is the source of this 1185-nucleotide messenger RNA. It is a transcript of the gene rfxank, whose product is annotated as regulatory factor X-associated ankyrin-containing protein. Gene Ontology annotation, molecular function: protein binding. Gene Ontology annotation, biological process: regulation of transcription by RNA polymerase II. The transcript has 10 exons. Lineage: Eukaryota; Metazoa; Chordata; Actinopteri; Carangiformes; Carangidae. The coding region runs from base 195 to 899 and encodes 234 amino acids. Gene Ontology annotation, cellular component: nucleus. The record is from RefSeq and is a predicted model, not a curated record.
CAAAGAAAGACAGACAGAGAGGAUACAGGAGCCGUGUUAGAAACAACGGAGGGAAACGUCCAAAACCAGCGGACACGGAAAAAUGGCCAUAGGACAGCUUAAUCACAAUACUGGCGGCACAGCAUUAGCUUAGCGGCAAAGUUUUCCCAAAAGGAAGUUAGCGCAAAUUAGACUGUGAGGCUGGAUGUGUGAUCAUGGAGACCAGAGGUGAUGAUGAGGUUGCAGAUGGCCAAAAUAUUCAGGCAACUAACGCUAACGCAUGUCCCUACGAGUCCAGAGAUGAGACGUCCAAUGAGAACAUGGAUGUGGAUGAAGAGGGUUUGUUCAAACACUCCACAACUCUGACCAACAAACAGCGUGGGAAUGAGAUUACAGUUCGCCCAGCAACAUUAGACUCUCUGUCUAUCCACCAGCUGGCAGCUCAGGGCGAGGUUUCACAAGUGGCUGCACAUCUGAGUAAAGACAGUUCAUUGCUCAGCAAACAGGAUGAACGGGGCUUUACACCUCUAAUGUGGGCAGCAGCGUUUGGAGAGAAAGCAAUGGUGGAUUUUCUCUUGGAAAAGGGUGCAGACCCCAAAACAAUCGCGAGGGAGCGAGAGAGUGCCCUGACACUGGCCAGCUCUGGAGGUUAUGUGGACAUUGUCGAGUCUCUUCUCAGACAUGGAGUAGACAUUAACACUUACGACUGGAAUGGUGGAACUCCUCUUCUUUAUGCUGUACGAGGGAACCACAUCAAAUGUGUAGAGGCACUCUUAGCCAAAGGAGCAGACAUGACCAUUGAGUCUGAUUCUGGGUACAGCCCAAUGGCCUUAGCUGUUGCCCUUGGACACAAAAAGAUUCAGAAAGUGUUGGAGGACCAUAUUCUGAAACUCUACAAGCCAACACCAACGUCGACAUGACACUAGUUAAAAUAAAUAAAUGGAAGGGACAGCCUGACACAGAUAAUCUCAGAUCUACAUCCAGUUGUCAUUUGUAGAUGACUAAAAUGCCUGUUAUAAUUACAAGUCAUUGUAAUAGAUCAAUACAUAUGCAGAGACAUUUACACUGAGUAAACUGCAUUUGUUAAUUUAUAAAUAGUUUAUUCCAUAUAUGUGCAUUCCCUUUUAUGUAGCAGAAUUAUUUUUUGUUUGGUUGGUGGACAGCAAAAAAAGACUGUAAACAAGUUUUAAUAAAAAUGUAUUUUUA